AUGAGCUAACCCUGUCAUCUUCUGGAUUAUGCUGUCAUUAAACGACGCAGUGAAAAAUAAUGCAAUAAGCUUUAUUUUUACCUAGUGAAAUAUUUGCUUUAUUUUCGACUGUAUUCCAUGUUUCAGAGCAAUUAUCCACCGUGAUUCGUUGGCUAAAAGUGAUAGAAACCGCAUACGUAUAAACUCGUUUUAAUAUUACCCUCCCAUCAUGGGUAUUCGCAAGUGCAUCGUACCGGAUUGCCCUUCCACAUCGGCACGUCCGGAAGAUCGUGGUGUAACAUACCACAAAAUACCCUACCUGGAGGAUAUGAAACGCUUAUGGAUUGCUGCAUGCCAUCUGCCGGAUGAUUAUUUCGCCACGAAAGGGUCGAACGUGUGUAGCCGGCAUUUCCGGAAGGCCGACUUUCAGGAAUUCAAGGGUAAAAAGUAUGUGCUAAAGUUUGGUGUGGUGCCUACAAUUUUUGACUGGACCAACGCGAAACCAUCGGCUGAUGAUGCUACCGCAAAGAGUACGCCGAAAGCGUCGAAAGCCAAAGAUGAUACAGCUAAGGGACAGAAAGCGGAUAAGGUUAAGGAGGAGAUACCGCACGAAGUAGGCGACAAGGAUGAUAAUAUUGUGCUGAAAGAGGACACCAAGGUAACGGCGCUGAUGAAAAACGAACAGCAGUCACAAAAGGCUUCGACGCCUGCUAAAAGAAAAUCAUCAUCGUCGAAGCGUGCUAGCAGUGGUAAGAAGACGUCCACAACACCCGCCAAGCAAGCACGCGUUGAACCGGUUGCAUCAUCCACCAAGAAGCAAACGCCGAAGAAAGGAUCAGCGGAAUCGAAGCAAUCGGUUGCUAAUGAAACGCAACCGCCCGCUGCUGCUGCUGCUGCGGAUGAACCUGAACCGGGUGGAGCUGUACCAGAGAAAGCGAUCGAUUUCACACCGGGCACGAAGAUAGAAGCGCAAGAUUUUAGCGGCACAUGGCAUGCGGCCAAGCUGCUCGAAGUCGACACGGAGGACCGGGAGGUGCUGGUACAGUUUGACAAGACGGACAAAAUCAAAUCAACCACACAGGAGGAAUGGAUAUCGAUGGAUAGCGUUAGAUUGCGCCCGAUUUCCAACAGCAACUUUAGCGUAGGUGAAAAGGUGUUUGCUCGGUGGAGUGAUUCGCGGAAGUUUAAGGCGACAAUUAAAAGCGUCGUGGAGAACAAUAUGUACGAGGUGGUGUUUGAUGAUGGGUUUGCAAAGAUUUGCAAAUCGUCCCACAUUAGUCGCAUUAAACGAUCCGAAGAAGCAAAGGCGGAAACGGCGGAAAAGGAUCUCGAUGCUAGUGGGAUCGUAUCGGAUGUAACGAUAAAGACGGAACCCAUUGGAGCGGGCGAUCAGAGCGCGGACGCUGGUGUUAGUGCACUGUUGUCGCUCAAUCAGCUUCGUAUUGCGCAGGUGGUGAAGUUGAGCGAAUUGCCAGAAAUUCCACAAACCGGGGAAUGGUGCUGCCACUGGAUGAAUGAUUAUCCCGUAGGGGAACCAUCGGAGGUGGAUCUACCGGGUGGCCGAGUGUACACGGUGAUCGUGCCCGAUUGGCGCAUGCCGGAAGGAUGGGUAAAGCACAUCUUUCAACGUAUAACGACGUACGGCAAGAUGGACGUGCUGCUGGUUAGUUCCAGCGGGAAGGUGCUUCGGUCGAGACAGGAGGUGAAAACGUAUUUGGAAGAAAUAGGCGAAACGUACGAUUCGAACAAGUAUGACUUUGGAUUGCACAUGAAGCGUUCGAAGCAGUUGGGUUGCAUUCACUACACCCAGGAGUACAAGGACAGUUUCCUGCCCAAACCGGUGCAGGAACCGUUACUACUAAACACCGAGGUAAAUAUCGGCUCGGUGAAGGUGAAGAUCAUCGACAAUUUGUUCCAGUGUCCGGAGGAGGAUUGUUUGAAAACGUUCCGAAAGGAGAACCAUCUUCAGAUACACAUCAAACACUACCACAAAGAGUUAGCCAAGGGUUUGGGAGACAUUCCGAACAUGCAGGAUCUCGCAGCACUUCGUACGCCGAUCGAAUUGCUUGAAACGCCGAAACCGGUCAGUCGUAAAUCGCAUGCUACUUCCACGCCGAAAGCGUCCGCACCGCCGGUAGUUGUGAAGGUAGAAAAGAUGGAUGAGGAUGAAACGGUACCUGCACCGGAACCGGCUGUAGAAUGCACGGUUGUAGCAGAAAGCAAACCCACUAAGGAGGAUGCUUUAAAAUCUCCUAAAGAUGUGAAGCAAGAGAUCGAAAGUAAGCCCGUUUUGGAGAAGCUUGAGAUGAAAGUACCUUUGGACGUGGAACCAUCCGUUGCACAAGAAAUGGCUACCGAUGGAAGUGUCGUACCGUCCACGUCUACUUCCACGCCAGCCAGCACCAAACCAAAGCCACCAAGUAAAGUAACAAAAAUAAAGCUUUUCACACAGAAAAAGGCGUCUGGCGAUGUGAAAAAGGUACGCCACGGACUGGUGUCGAAAAAGAAGUCAUCCAAAUCGAAGAAAUCGAAGCGUUCGAAACCGUCGCGACGAUCGACGGCGGUGGCUGCGAACCGAUCCGCACCGGUAGUGCGUGCGACCGAUACCAGCCUGGGUUCGUACGCGUUCGGUAACUACAGUGGUGCGUUCCACAAUGAGAUGAGCGGUGGAUUUUACGACGAAUCGAUAAAUGCCAGUGUCGGUGGACCUGGCACCGGGAUGGUCGAUGAGAACGGUGAGCUCAUUAAGAUCGUACGCAUGCGAAAGGAGGAAAUUAUCAACUGUCUGUGCAAGGUGACGGAAGAGGAUGGGCUGAUGGUACAGUGUGAGAUGUGUCUUUGCUGGCAGCAUGCCAUCUGUCAGAACAUACGCAACAGUAGCGAAGUUCCGGACACGUACGUGUGCAGCAUCUGUCGCUACCCAUAUAUGGGCCGUGCCUCCAAACGCUAUGCACACGAUCAGGAUUGGCUGUACGAAGGGAAGCUUCCGGUGGCGAAGUAUCAUGCGGCCAACUCCAAGCACGUUCAGCGAUUUGAUAUACUGAAGAACUCGCACACACUGACGGGCAAUCUGCUCGAGCUGAAGCGCUUCAUGCACAGUUUGCAGAUGAAGAUAAACAUUGCGGAGAAGAAGGAUCACCCGAAAAUGUACCUGUGGUCGAAGAAAUGGGAGAAAAGUCCACCACGCGGAGACGGUAGCAGCAGUAUGGCGACGGUAGUCGAUAAGCAGCAGCAACAGCUCGUUGAUGGCGGAGAUCAGCAACAGAUGCCUCAGAUACCGGUACCGGAAGCACCGAUCGAUCCGGCCGAAUGUCAGGCCAUUCUGCUGGAUCACAUUCAGAAGCAGCAGAACGAUGCGAUGGGAAGAUUGCAAGCGAUCGAGGCACAGAUAAUAGGACUGGAAGCUUACGAUGAAAAGGCAGAACUGUUGGAAUCGCCCACUGCAAAGAACUAUCCGAAAACGAAGCAAACCAUCCACAUGCUGCUGAACGAUUUGCUGAAGAUGAAGAAGAUUGCCGAAAUUCAUUCGGAUUUGCUUAGUCUUCCGGUGCAGUGAUCACCCGGAAGAAGAUGCAUGUCUCAAUGCUUUAAUGUACACAGAAGCAGCAAAGUUUCAUAUAAACUACUUAAAAUGUAACACACUUUAUAUGAAGCAUGGUUGGAACUAAGUAACAGUAUGUAUAUCUAUAUGAGCAGAUGUACAAUUGAAUAAGGAAGUUUGCUUGUUUGAAGCUAUUUUCGUUGUUAGAUUUUAGUCAGGAAUUUAAAUUCAAUUUUAUAAUGAGUCUUUUCAAAAUGCGCUUAUAUUGUUUUGAAGUGGUCGGUUAUGCGCGAAUUCCAAACACAGCGACGAAUCAACUGUGUUUUAUUCAAAUCAUAAGUAACCAACCAUUAGGAAGGGCAGGAUAAGACCGAAUACUGUUAAAGAGCUAGGUUCAGUUGUAUUGUUUGCAACGACAUGUAAUCGAACUGAGGGAAGUAAGAAUUAUUUUUUAAUGUUUCGAAUGUAAUAUAACAAAAAUAUUCGAUAGACUAGACUCUACUCUAGCAAUACAAAUAA
Molecule: messenger RNA, 4039 nt
Organism: Anopheles funestus (African malaria mosquito)
Lineage: Eukaryota; Metazoa; Arthropoda; Insecta; Diptera; Culicidae
Gene: MBD-R2
Exons: 2
Coding region: 209-3535 (1108 amino acids)
Biological process (GO): regulation of transcription by RNA polymerase II
Cellular component (GO): NSL complex
Molecular function (GO): DNA binding
Source: RefSeq, a predicted model, not a curated record